AUGAGCGCACGCGAAGCCUACCAAAUCCCCUCCUCCGCCGGCGGCGCGGCUACCGGCGGCGCAGCCUCAGGCACGCGGAGCAGCGCCUUCGACAUGGACGGCGGCGCGACCAUGCACUACAUCUGCGGCGACUGCGGGACCAAGUUCCCGCUGAAGCGCAACGACCCCAUUCGCUGCAAGGAGUGCGGAUGUCGCGUGCUGUAUAAGGAGCGUACCAAGAGGAUGGUGCAGUUCGAGGCGCGGUAA
Molecule: messenger RNA, 246 nt
Organism: Daldinia childiae
Lineage: Eukaryota; Fungi; Ascomycota; Sordariomycetes; Xylariales; Hypoxylaceae
Product: DNA-directed RNA polymerases I, II, and III subunit RPABC4
Exons: 2
Coding region: 1-246 (81 amino acids)
Biological process (GO): DNA-templated transcription
Cellular component (GO): RNA polymerase II, core complex; RNA polymerase III complex; RNA polymerase I complex
Molecular function (GO): zinc ion binding; DNA binding; DNA-directed RNA polymerase activity
Source: RefSeq, a predicted model, not a curated record